AUGGCUAGCAAACUAGAAAGAAGAAGUACAAUGAGUCCAAACAAAAUUGAAAGACAACGAACUAAGAGUCCAAGGCCAAAAUCAAACUACGCUGCUUCCUUACGUUUGAAACACAACAACAUGAAAAGUCUGGAUGUUUACAAAGCUUCAUCGGUUGUUAGUAAAAUGAGAAGUAGAAGUAAAACAAGAAAGAAGACUCCAGUACUUAAAGUAGAAAGUCCUCCUCCUCCCCCAUCACCACCACCAAUACGUACACCAACACCUGAGCCUGAGCCAGAGCCUGAACCUGAACCAGAAAUUGAGCCAGAACCCGAACCCGAACCCGAACCCGAACCUCCAGUUGACCCUCUUGAACAUUUCACAACUUGCCAAGUUUGUAAGUCACCUUUUGUUGAUCCUAAAACCCUCUCCUGCUUACACACAUUCUGUAAAUCGUGUUUGUUUUACGAGUGGCCGGAUUGCGAAGGAAAGAAAACAGCAAAUUGCCCGUCGUGUAAUGAAGGAUUCGAGGUAACCAACGCCGACGAAGAGCUUGAACCUACUCCGUUUGUGAAGAGAAUGAUUCAAAUUAAGACUAUCGAAGACCUGACAAAAAACUUAGAGAUGAGCGGGGAUAAGAAUACGGAAUUCGCACAAGCU
This is a messenger RNA of Paramuricea clavata, 639 nucleotides long. The record is from the annotation of a GenBank genome assembly. Lineage: Eukaryota; Metazoa; Cnidaria; Anthozoa; Malacalcyonacea; Plexauridae.